AUGAAGAGCUCUCUGCUGGCAGCUAUCUUUUUGUUUGCGACAGAUUCCUGCAGCUGCCGGAACAGGGACUUGCCAUUUUGCCAGCAGCUCCCAGACUGGGACAAUGAAUUGGUAUGCUACACAGAAUUAAAUGAGGAUCUAACCUGUACCUGGCUGCCAGCACCCAGUGCUCCGAAUACGAUUAACUAUACCCUAUUCUUAAAAUGGGACAGAAUACGAAAACUUUUUCAACGACACACAUCAUCAUCUUCCAUCACGAUAGAACGAAAGGAUAUCUACAUAAACCGCUCUGCAUCUAUUUGGAUAGCAGUGAAUUACGCCCAUGACAGCUGUGUGAAAGGAAAGAACAUCUCGAUUACACCGAGCAAAGCAGGGAAGUGCUUGACACCAUCUAACAUAAAUGCUCAUCAGAUCACAAACCAAUUGAUAAUAAAGUGGGACCUGCCUGCAACUCCUACACCAUAUAAGCUGAGAUACAGAGAGGCACUCGCAGAAUCCACGCGGUGGACACUGGUGCCUGUAGGAAGCAAUGCUGUCAAUGUCACCAUUUCAAAUUUAAAUGCUAUGUCUUCAUACAUUGUUCAGCUCAGAUGCAUAGACAAGGAUGGGCUCCGCUGUGUUUGUGUUUGGAGUAAAGAGAUGUUGGUUCCUCACAAACUCAUCAACAAGCCAAGAAUAUCAUAUAAUGCAACUACAGAAACGUCUCCAGGCAGAAGAAGUGUCCUUCUGAAGUGGGAGGUAACACAAAGUGAGAACAUCCUUGGAUAUUAUGUUAAUGUGGAAAGAAUACCCAACAGUUGCAGGGAUUCACCAAGUCGUAUCUUUCUAAAUCACAGAAAAGUUCUUCUAAAUCUCUCCAUGGCUUAUUAUAGAGUUAAUAUUUCUGCCUACAACAAAGCAGGAGAAUCUCCACAAGCCAUCUACGUUGUCCCAGACUCCUCUGCAACAGACUUGCCCGGCCAAAUCCAUGUCAAACACCACGGAACUAAUGCAGUAGUCACCUGGACUCCAGAAUACAAUCCAAAAUGUUUUGUGGUUGACUGGGGCACUGGUAAAGCGGAUAUGCGCAUGAAAAUAGUAACUACAGCUACUGGAAAUUUCACGCUAGACAAUUUUCAGCCAUAUAAGUUGUACAAAAUAAUGGUACAUGCAUCUGAUGUGUGUCACUGUGAAAGUUUCACAAGACAUGAAAAGACUUUUGGAGUGACCCACUUUUACUCAGUUGAAGGAGUUCCUAGGACAGGUCCUGCUAAUGUGACAAUCCUGAAUAUCACAAAGCAUUCUGCACUUGUGAAGUGGACCAAAAUAGCUGCUGAAGACUGUUUGGGCUUUCUCCAGGGAUACAGGAUCAUCUACACAGAUUCAUCAAUGAAAAAGUCUCUGGCUGUUACUCUCAAUUCUUCUACCACAAGUUACCAUCUGACCAGACUGAAGGGAAAAACCGUAUACCAUGUGCAGAUUUCAGGAUUCACUAACGCUGGCGAAGGACCUCCAACUCCUUCACAACCUUUCAGCACUCCAAAAUACGAUGAAGGAGAAUUUGAAGGUUUUGUGACUGGCCUUUGCUUCAGCAUGAUGUUCUUUCUGGUUUUUGCACCUCUCAUUUGUUCUUUGGUGCUUAAAAGGCUGAAAAUAUCAUGCUGGCCCAGUGUACCAAGUCCAAGAAACAGCAAUGCGCUCCAAGAUAUGGCAAAUAGUAAAACUGUUUCAAGGUCAUUGCUUCAGGCCCUGUCAGACAACGAUACCACCAGCCUGUAUGUUGUAGAGCAUGAGUCAAAGGCUCCUCUGAAGCUAGACCUCCUUACAGAUGGUGGAAAAGAGAGCAAGUGUGACAUUUGCCAGUCAGAAGAACCUAGCAAUAACACAGACAUAAGCCUAAGGCAUGAAGAAAUCACUGAAAAAGCAGUUACAAAUACAGAAGAAGGAGUAAUUUCCAUUACAGUACCACUCUUGAGUGACUACACCAGCAUGGAGUUCAGCCAGAAAGCCCUCAUGAGUCUGACAGUGAAGCUGCCUGCAAGAGCAGCUGCUGGUCCUCAUCUGGAAAUGGAACUAAGCAAUAAGCCAGCACAAACUGGGCAUAAGGUUUUGUUUGCUCCCCAAGACUAUCUCAAACAAAGCCAGGUAGUAUUUUUACCAUCUGGACCAACUUUGAUGGGACAAGCCAAUUCAAAAUGAAGCAUCUUCAUAAUUUCCCAUACCAUAAAAUUAAGUUCCAAAACCUCUGGUGCUUGAAUGGAGCCAUUAGGACCAUAUAGGACAGUGAACUUGUGACAGUAGUUAGUCUCUUCCUUGGUGAAAUAGAUUGAUUAUAUAAUUAGAUUGGCUAUUUCACCACAGUAAUUGUGUGGAAAGUCCUACUGUCUUCACACAGGCAAAACUUUCAAAGAAUGGUACGAAAAAACUUCCAGUACAGUACCUCUUGCUAGGUGUUUAGUCCCAGGGCACUCAGGAAGCCAUUUCAAGGCUUCCACUCAAAGCACAAUGUUGUUCUAGUCAUCACGAUAGUUCUCUAAUUACUGUGACCAGUUUAAGACCUGAUUUUCAGAACUGGUAAGUUCUUCAGUAAAAACUCCAGCAAAAGUGUCUACCACUCCA
Messenger RNA from Phalacrocorax carbo (great cormorant), 2598 nucleotides. The record is from RefSeq and is a predicted model, not a curated record. NCBI's taxonomy places the organism in Eukaryota, Metazoa, Chordata, Aves, Suliformes, Phalacrocoracidae.